Callithrix jacchus (white-tufted-ear marmoset) is the source of this 1425-nucleotide messenger RNA. RefSeq names its product regulator of hemoglobinization and erythroid cell expansion (gene RHEX). Gene Ontology annotation, cellular component: plasma membrane. The record is from RefSeq and is a predicted model, not a curated record. NCBI's taxonomy places the organism in Eukaryota, Metazoa, Chordata, Mammalia, Primates, Cebidae.
AUGGACGUGAAUUUCUUGGGCCUGAGACCUGAGAUCUGUGUGCACUACCAGCAGCAGCAGCCAUCGGGGCUCCGGCCAGAAGAAUCUAUGCCAGUUUAUUCACUCAAGGAGGGCCCCUUCACACAGGUGAAGGCUCUCUGGGAGCAGAAAGGAAUGGGUCCCUUCACACACGUGAAGGCUCUCCGGGAGCAGAAAGGAAUGGGCCCCUUCACACAGGUUUUCCUUCAUCCCUCUCCAGAAGAGGAGAGGAAACACAGGAAGAAACGCCUGGUGCAGAGCCCCAGUUCCUCUUUCAUGGAUAUCUCCAGGAGAACCCUGCCGGUGGCACUGCUGAGAGACGAGGUCCCAGGGUUGUUCCUGAAAGUGCCUGAGCCCCAACUUAUGAGCAAGGAGCUGGUCAUGCUGACAAAAGUCAUGGAGCUCUGGCAUGGCUUAGUGAUUGCGGCGGUGUCCCUCUUCCUGCAGGCCUGCCUCCUCAUCGCCUUCAGCUGCCUGCUCAGCAGGCACAUGGCCCACCAGAGUGAACAGAUACUAAAAGCGACCAGGCUCCAGGUCCCCAGGCCCAGCCCUGUCUGCCAUCAUCCACCUGCUGCCAAAGAGAUGGAGACUCAGACAGAGAUGGACGCCCUAAUGUCUGAUCCCUGUUUCAGGCAUGACAGCGACACAUCCUUAGAUAGCUCAGAUGGUUCCUGCAGUUCGCCUCCCGUCUGCCAGGCCACCAACCACAUGGAUUACACACAAGUCAUCUUUUCGGCCCCUGGAGAACUAAAAGAUGACUCUGCCCUGGACUAUGAGAACAUAAAGGAAGUCACAGAUUAUGUCAAUGUCAAGCCAAAAAGCCACAAGCCCAGUUUCUGGAAUUUUGUCAACCCUGCUCUGUCUGAGCCAGUGGAAUACAGUCAAGUGGCCAUGUGAAUUCCGGCUGUUUUUAAUGGGGUCCAGUUCUCUAUGGAUUCUUACCUUUAAUUUGUAGAGGAACGCCAUUUUUCCCCUUAAACAAAGCAUGGGGCUCCCAAGGCUAUGGAGACAGGCAAAAAGAAUGUGGAGAAGAAAACCAACAAUACACAGAAGUCCUCAGCACCCGUGGCCUCCCGGUCUGCACCCAAUAAAGGCUGUUCAUCGCUCAAAAACCCAAAACAAGGCUUAGGUGGGAAAACAGGCCUAUGCCCCGGCAAGAAAGAUUCAGAUCAGAUGGAUGUUAGGAGGAACUUUCAGUUAAGAUAUGAGAACUGUGGAGUCCGUCUGCAGAGUUAGUGGUGAAGUCUCUCCCCAGGGAAAAUUUUAAAAAGUUUAAUCAGCUGUGGUAGAGUUCUUUGUGGCAAACACGUGGUUAAAUGACUUAUCUUUGAGCACUUUAAUUAUUGGCAAUAAACAACUUCUUUAAAAGUUUUAAAUAAAAUAGCAACUACCAACCAGUUCCUCUUU